This is a messenger RNA of Psylliodes chrysocephalus, 993 nucleotides long. The record is from the annotation of a GenBank genome assembly. NCBI's taxonomy places the organism in Eukaryota, Metazoa, Arthropoda, Insecta, Coleoptera, Chrysomelidae.
AUGGGUAAUAAAGCGCUAGAAGGAGACGUCGUUGCUGAAUUUGGUUUGUCCCAUCAGAUAGAUGAGCUUCCUCAAAAGAAGCAAAAAUUAUCUUCAUCAGCAAUUAAUGAAAUAAAACAUAUUCCAUCAACAGUUACAUCGUUUACAAUUAAUGAUUUAGUAAAGCCCAAAUUGGCAUUCAGUUCUGUAAGUGAAUGUGAAAUUAUUGAUGCAGAACCAGAACAUAGCUAUAGUAUGAAAGAAAAUACAAAACAAACUGUAGAUUAUAGUGCACAAUCUGUUUCUACAUUUUCGAUUGCUUUGGAUGAGAGUACAGCUAUUUUUAUACGAGAUGUUGAUGAAGAAGUUGAAUUACUGGCUUUACGGUCGCUACAAGAGAUCGCUACUGGAAAAGAUAUUUUUUUCCGAGGUGCAAAGUACUUUUGUAGUGUAAAGUAUUUUUGCAGUGGUGUAAAUUGCAUGGAUGGUGCGCCUUUAUUGAUCGGUUCACGAAAACGUUUUGUGGGAACUCUGAAGGAAAGAACAACUGCUAUGAAUGUGCAAGAAUGUGAUUUAAUAAUUCUACAUUGUAUUAUUUACCAACAAGACUCUAAGUCCAUUCGAUUGAAGAAUGUUAUGGAUGUGGUAGUAAAUUUCAUUAGAUCCCUCUGUCUUAACCAUCGCCAGUUUAAAGCAUUUUUGGAUGAACUCUCUUCAGAACACGAUGAUGACAUAUUAUUGCGAAGUGUAGACGAAGUAAAUCAGAAGCUACCUGCAAAAGAGGUUCCUACCGUUAAACAUUUUUCUUACGAUGAUGACAACAAGCAAUCUGAAAGUGAACAGGAAAGAAAACAAGUUCCGACAACAUCGACUGAAAAUUUCAUUAACGAGAAAGACUUUGAUCUGUUAGUCAAUUCAGAUGAUAACCAAAAAGAUCUGAAUUAUAACAACACAGAAAGUAAUGGGCACAACAACGUCACUAGCGAUAAUGAAAGCAGUGAUAAUUCUAAAUAA